AUGGCGCUCAGCGUGUUCAUGGUCGCCGAGAAGCCAUCUUUGGCACAGUCAAUUGCACAGAUACUUUCCGAUGGAAGGCUGUCCUCACGGCGCGCUGCCCUGGAUGUGCAUGAGUUCGAGGGCCGUUUCCGCGGACAGCCUGCCCGCUUCAAAAUGACGUCGGUGAUCGGUCACGUGUACUCCAUCGACUUCACGGCGGCCUUCAACAGCUGGGACAAAGUGGAUCCCGCUCAGCUGUACGACGCACCCACCGUGAAGCUGGAGGCAAACCCCAAGGCCCACGUGUGCGAGCACCUGCAGCGGGAGGGUCGUGGCUGCGACGUGUUGGUGUUGUGGCUGGAUUGCGACAGGGAGGGGGAGAACAUCUGCUUCGAGGUGGGGGGUUGGGGGGUUAGGAGGGAGGGGAAAGACGAACCGAGCGAACGACAGUCGGUGCUCCGAGCUCGCUUCUCCGCCAUUACGGCACCGGAGAUCCGGGCGGCGAUGAGCAACCUGGUGCUCCCCAAUGAGGCUGAGGCCCUGGCAGUGGAUGCCCGUCAGGAGCUGGACCUCCGCGUAGGGGUGUCAUUCACCCGCUUUCAAACCAGGUUCUUCCAGGCGCGUGACGGUCGGUACGGCAAUUUGGAUGCUUCUGUGAUCAGCUACGGUCCCUGUCAGACGCCGACUCUCAAUUUCUGUGUGGAGAGACACCAGGCCAUCGUGUCCUUCCAGCCGGAGCCCUUCUGGUCCGUACGACCACGUGCCAGCAAGGCGGGGACACCCCUGGAGCUGGAGUGGGAUAAGGGCCGUGUGUUUGACCAGGACGUGGGGGCGCUGUUCGCGUCCCUGGUCCGUGAGGCCAAGCGGCUGCGGGUGGUGGAUGUGGUAGAGAAGGAGGACAGGAAACAGCGACCGCAUGGACUGAACACGGUGGAGCUGCUCAAAGUGGCCUCCGCGUCUCUGGGUAUGGGACCCGCACACGCCAUGCAGAUCGCUGAGCGGCUGUACACCGCCGGCUACCUGUCGUACCCCCGUACGGAGAGCAGCGCCUACCCGCCCAACUUUGACAUCACCGGCACUGUGGCGGCCCUCCGGAACCAUCCCGUAUUCGGGGGGUAUGCUUCGGCUCUGCUGCAGCAGGGGGUGAAGCACCCACAGGGGGGUACGGAUGUGGGCGACCACCCACCCAUCACUCCGGUACGGGCCGCCACGGAGGACGACCUGGGCGGGGGGGAUGCCUGGCGGGUGUACGACUUCGUGACGCGUCACUUCCUUGGCUCCGUAUCGCCUGACGCCGUCUACAGAAAGACCAAGGCCACGUUCGAGGGAGAUGGUGAGACCUUCAGCGCCAGUGGCAGUGUGGUUGUACGGCAGGGUUUCACGGCCAUUAUGCCUUGGAGGGCCACCCAAUCCGAGCCCCUGCCGCCCCUCACCCCGGGAGAGUAUCUGCCCCUGAGUGACCUGGAGCUAUAUCAGGGCCGCACCUCCCCACCGGACUACCUGACGGAGUCGGACCUGAUCGGCCUCAUGGAGAAACACGGCAUCGGUACGGACGCCUCCAUUCCCGUACACAUCAACAACAUAUGCGAGCGAAAUUAUGUGACGAUCCAGUCGGGCAGGCGGGUGGUGCCCACGGAGCUGGGCAUCACCCUGAUCCGGGGCUACCAGCUCAUUGAUCCGGAGCUGUGUAAGCCGCAGGUGGGGGCGGGAGGGGAGGGGCGGGGAGGAGGACAACCUGCCGGGGUUUCGAUGUGUGAGGAGUUGAACAGGGAUGUCGAAGGGAAGUCAUCUUUCCCGCUGUCCUUCGUUACUUCCCUUGGUUUCAGUUUUUCCCUUGACUGUUUUCCGUUGGCUUCCGUUAUUAGGUUCGUGCGCACCAAGUGCGGCAAGUGUCGGCGGUACAUGAAGUACAUCUCGGCUCGGCCGCAACGUCUGUACUGCAAUACGUGCGAGGAGGUGCUGGCGCUGCCCCAGGCGCGUGGUGGCGGUUGUUUUUUCUUUCCCGGGCUGGUACGGCUUUACAAGAGUCUGGUGUGCCCCCUGGACGGUUAUGAGCUGCUGUUGUUCUCCUUGUCGGGGUCGGACGGCAAGACCUACCCGCUGUGCCCCUUCUGCUACAACAACCCGCCCUUCGAGGGGGUGCUAAAGGUGGGUGGCUGGGGGAAGGGCGACGGGGAGGGACGAAAAAGGAAGGGUGCCCCGGGUGGUAAGGCCGGUAUGCCCUGCUCCACCUGCACCCACCCCACCUGCCCUCACUCCCUGGCCUCCAACGGCGUCUUCCCCUGUCCCAACCCGGGCUGCUCCGGAGGCACUGUGGUGUUGGACCCCGUGUCGGCCCCCAAGUGGCGAUUGGACUGCAACCGCUGCAACUUCCUCAUGUACCUGCCGCCGAACCUGCAUAGCGCCAAGGUGCUGCCCAAGGAGACAUGCGAGGAUUGCGGGGGUCGGCUACUGGACCUCGACUGGAAGAAGGGCCAGCUGCCGCCCUCCCUGGCGGCAGAGGCAGAGGGAGGCAGCCUGGUCAGCGGGGUGUGUGUGGUGUGCGACGAGGAGGUUGCCAAGCUGUGCGAGGUCAAGCACGGACAUGCCUUCGCGGCGCGGCGCAUGGGGCCGCGCGGCCGAGGCGGGCGGGGCCGCGGCCGGCGAGGUCGGGGUCGCGGACGCGGGCGUGACAAGAACUACGACCCACGCAUGUCGUUCCGCGAUUUCUAGCGGGGGGGUUCAGAAGGGUGAUGGGUGAAGCUUGGGGUGCCAUAUCCUGGACAAGGACAUGACCGGCUAGGUUCGGCGGCUUGAAACGUAUGUAGGUACAACGAAACGACACGUACUCGUUCUUUUUGACAUGCAAGUGCAGAGUGAUGGUG
Messenger RNA from Volvox carteri f. nagariensis, 2843 nucleotides. RefSeq lists its product as uncharacterized. The coding region runs from base 1 to 2691 and encodes 896 amino acids. Gene Ontology annotation, cellular component: nucleus. Lineage: Eukaryota; Viridiplantae; Chlorophyta; Chlorophyceae; Chlamydomonadales; Volvocaceae. The transcript is spliced from 21 exons. Gene Ontology annotation, molecular function: DNA binding; DNA topoisomerase type I (single strand cut, ATP-independent) activity. Gene Ontology annotation, biological process: DNA topological change. The record is from RefSeq and is a predicted model, not a curated record.